Molecule: messenger RNA, 1011 nt
Organism: Solea solea (common sole)
Lineage: Eukaryota; Metazoa; Chordata; Actinopteri; Pleuronectiformes; Soleidae
Gene: ostn
Product: osteocrin
Exons: 5
Coding region: 100-516 (138 amino acids)
Biological process (GO): hormone-mediated signaling pathway
Molecular function (GO): signaling receptor binding
Source: RefSeq, a predicted model, not a curated record
GGGCAGCUGCUAUAAAACCUGAUGUGAAGCAACAAGAAGAGACGACACAGAAGGACAGAGACACAGAGAGUUGCUCCUCCUCUCACAGAGAUUCCAACAAUGAAGAUGCAGUCCUGUGGCUGUUUGCUGUUUACCUGCCUGCUGGUCAUUACUAUGCUGCACUGUCAUGUGGACGGCUUCAGAGUCCAACAUCAGCGCGUGGACCGACCCGUGUCCAGGCCUCUGAUGGCUCUGCACCUCCGCCCUGGAGGAGUGAAGAGGGAAGGGGAGGAGCUAACAGCCAAACUGUUCCGGAUGGACGACCUGGUGAGAAUGGAGAACGAUGUCAUGGAGCCAAAGAGGAAGAGGAGUUUCCCCGGGAACAGCUCACCUCUGGACCGCCUGUCAAUCAGCUCCAUGGAAACCAAACAGACAACAAAAAAGCAGAGCAAAGUUGUGGAGUCGCCACGCCGACGAGUCAAUCCUCCACCCAUGGACAGGAUUGGCAUGAGUCGUCUACCAAACAGCAGAGGGUAGACAACAACUACUUCCCCAGAUGACCCGCCCCCUCUCCAUAGUGCCCUCCUUUGACCAGAUGACUCCCCCACAGAUGCAUGAAACAGCCAAUCACAGACUGCCAGUCACUUACUGGGACACGCCCACCACAGCCUCUCACCCGUCAUUCAUCCUUUCACCUUCGCCCCCACAGCCACGAAUGUUUAAUGACGAUGUGUUCAGGUGUUGCUCUGUAGAUCCAUAACACGUUCAGAUGUGUCAGGACCAAAGAAAAGACUGAAACUAAAUCUUUUCUCAGAUCCAUGUAAUGUGAUUGAUAAUUGAUCAGAUUAAAUGUUUAUGUCACAGCCGUACAGUCUUAAUAUGAAACAGAAACAUAAUCAAAACUGUGUAGUUUCCACGACUAAAGUCACAGUUACAGUGUGGUUGUGUGAGGUACUGAUAUAAAGUCAAUGAUGGGAACACAAGGAAAAACAGAGUUAAGCCACAAAAUAAAGUCUCACCGAAUAAAAUCUG